CCUGGGGUGCCUUCUAAAUAUGUGUACAGCACCAGAACGCCUGCUGGUCUUCACAGCUUGCUUGGAACCUCCAUGAGCUCAGUCAGGACACUACACAAGCACUCCUCAUGACUCUCUCCCUCAUACGUCACAUGCUGCGCAAAGGACCAGGCGGGGCCACUUUGUGUUCCCGCCAUCAGACUCUGGAGCUUGUCUCUCUCUCUCUCCCCGUAUAGUGAGCGGACACAAUGCCACCGGGAGCCGCGGGACUUCCCUAUGCUGAGGUGACAGGACCGGACACAGCUCACUGACUGCUGGGAUUUGGCGCCCUUCAUUCAUACAGAGACGUGUUCUCCGGCUGGACGUAUUGCAGUGCACGGCUCACCAUGUCACAGACAGAAGGUGUGGAGGAGAUGAGGAGCUGGAGCCAGGAGACCUGCCGGCGAGAGUUACACACAGCUCUCCCCAAACUUCGUUCCAUGUUUCAGAGCUCAGAUAGCUGGGAGGAGAUGAUUCGACUGUUUAAGAUUGUUACAGAAGUGCUUCUACCACACAUUAGUCUGGAGGAGGUGGAACAAGGUGUAUUUUCACAACUGCUGCCAAAGGCUGUGAAAGAAUUUCACAAUAUAACAGUUGAAAUAUUAAGACUGUCUUCAGAAUUCUCAAGCCAGAAUACAGAACUGAAAAAUUCAUUGAGGAAUAUGUUGCAGAAUAUGGCUCAUUGGUUGGAAGCUUUAACAGCUUGUGUUCGUGAUGUCUGUUCUGCAGAGAAUCCAGUAGCUUUGGAAAAUUUCCACUCGCUUCCUACAUCAGUGCUUCAAAUUCUUGUUACAACAUUCACCCACUGCAAGCAAAGUGAUUCACUAUAUAGUGGAAAGCUCCAUCUGGUUUUGGAUCUUCUUCAAGCCAUUUUUAAGGAAGCGGUAUGUCUUCAGAAGCAGUUAAUGGAACUUCUGGAUAAGGCUACUUUAAGCAGCUCUGCUUCAGACGUUGCAUGUAUGGUGUCAUUACUACAUACAUUUUUAGAUAUUUGCACUAUUGUGUCUAAAAUGGAUCAUGCGCUUCAUGCAAACACAUGGAAAUUCAUCAUCAAACAGAGCAUCAAGCAUCAAGCAUUAGUAGAAAGCCAAGUAAGGCAUUGUGACAUUGUGAGCAGCUUGUGUGAUGACAUUCUGGUAUCCUUCCAAUCAUGCUUGCAAAUAGCGGAACAUAUGAAGGUCACCGGAGUACAGGAAAACACAGAUCAACGAUUAUUCCAGAAGAACUUAAAGCUCUGUCGUUUUUUUGGUAACUCACUUUUGCACUACAUCAAAGAAUUUAUGCCUUUUUUGUCUGAAUCUUGUGUUCAUCUGCAUUAUUUAUAUCUUCAAAUAUAUAGCAUGUUUCCGCCAAGUCUAUAUGCUGUGCCUAUUUCAGAUAUUCAUCAGGAUGAGAUUGUGAAUGUAUUUCUUGUGGCUAUUGAUCUUCUCAUUGUCCAGCUUUUAUCCUUCACGCCUUUUAUGGACGCAGUUCUUAAUGAAUCCCAAGAACCGCCACGAGAACAACAGUUCCCCAAAUGUCUGCUUCUAAUAAACAUUUUGGAUAAACUUCCAACUCUUCCGGAAGAUGUGCAGAUUUUGUGGUGCUCCAGCAACAAGCCUCCAGAGGAAAAACAAAGGAUGUCUAUAUUUAAAGCCGUGUUCCAGAGCUUUGCCCUGUGUUCUCCAGAAAUCUCCUUUCCAGUUAUUUUGAAGGAAACCUUUGCUAAAGCGCAAUCUAUAGUAAAUGUUUCAUUUUAUCAAUAUACUUGCAUUCACCUUUGUGCCUUCAUUGUUUUACUACCUCCAAUGUGCUUUUCAGACUUGGAGUAUUCCCUGUUGAAUGGUGUUAUCAGUUAUAGAAUGAUGGAAUCUCUACUGGCUAUAGAUGUAUGGUGUUUCUUAGCUCGGUGUGGAACCACAGACCUGUGUGCUCACCAUAUUACAGUUAUAGCUAAUUUGGUGAAAAAUUGUCCUGGCAAAUCUUCCCAGCUUUCACACUUAAUUGUCCUCAUAAGACGUUUACUAUUCUUACUGGAUACUGAUCAUCAGGUGUCUUUUGUCAAAAUGUUUCCUCCAGAGCAAGAAGAAAAUUUAUCUUUCUGGCAACACAUUUCACUUUCAUCUCUGCCAAGUGCUUGGGGUUCUCAGGUGAAGAAAAGCCUUUAUAAAACUGCAUUCUUGCAGUGCAAAACAUGUCUGGAUAGCAUGCAGACACAAGAAGAGUUGCAAAAACUGAAUGUGUCACUAUCUGCACUGUUGAUGGCAUGCCGUUCUUCUGGAAGGUUACUUGAUUCCGAACAGCACUCUGAUGUGGCUGCGAUUAUAGGCCAGUUGGUUCCUCUUUUUUUUCAAAAGCAGGUCGCUGUACAGCCUCUUCUGCAAGAAACAUUUUGCUUUUUUUUGGAUCUUUUUUCAUAUAUUGCAAGGAAAACGGAACCUGCCAAGUUAAUACAGGUUGUGUCAUUAAUCCCUUCUUUGUGUCAAGCGGACUCUCCUGCACAGAUAAAAUUGUCAGUGCUGGACUUUUUAUCCAGCUUAGCAAACAUUCAGAUUCCACAGGAAGCCCAGAUUAUGGUUCUGCCAAAAAUAGCAGGUUUGUUCUCCAUGUUCCUUUCAGAUCCAGUGUGGCUGGUAAAUCAACAUGCAUUAGAGACAUUUACUCGGUUUGCUGAGGAAACCAGCUAUGAAGAAAUUGUUACACAAAGCAUGAAUUCAGAAGACAUCAAGAAUCGUGUAAUAUCCAUCUUAAACAAGGCUGUCCCUUUUGUGGAACCAAAUAACAGAAGACAGGAACGACUAGAGGAAGAAAAAAGUGUUUUGGAUAAAAAAAAAUCUUACUGUGUGCUGAACCGUGAAGAAUUUCUUUCUUUAGAGCUGUGUAGAAAAAGAUCUCGAGAAGACAGCCUGUCCAGAGAUGAGGAAUAUGAAAUGCAUGUCCAUUCUGCAGAAAAGUCAUUAAUUUCUGUGCAAGCCUUAAUAAAGGAAAGUCCUAUUCCACCAUGGCUGCAAGAGAAAUUGGACAGCAUCCAAAAUCUAUUAACUAAAUUACAACAGAGUUGUCAACAUCACCCUUAAGGUUUCAAUACAAUGGAGCAUCAGAAACCAUAGCGUGGUGUCAGAAAGGCUAUAAAUAUCCAUCUGUGUGCACACUAAGCAAAUCUUAGGAAAAAACUGUACUGUAAAGAAGAAUGUCCUGUCUGGUGAAUGCAAGAAAUGUUACAAGACAUGGAAAGUGGCUUAAUACAUUGCAGAUGUGCUGCUCAACUUCCCCUGUGCCUCUCACGAAGACAUGGAAAUUAUACCAUAGGUUCGGACAUGUGAAUCUGGAAUAUUUUGUGGUGCCCUACAAUUACAUACUUGUGAUUGUGUUUAGUGUUGCAGCUAGGAAUAAUGGCUAUGCUGAGCACCAGGGAGAGGUGCAGUGUUUAUAUUGUAUGACAGCAAUCCAGUACAUUUGCUGGUUUGAUAGCAUAGACACUAUUGCCCAUAACAUUCAGUUAAUUUGCAGUUAGUGAGAACUUUUUUUUUUCAUUUUGCCUUGAAAUAUAUACAAUAACUCCUAGAACCUGAGUGCUAGCCCUGGCUCGCCUCUGUGAUAAAUUGUGUGUUCCAGUGGGUGUAUCAGUUACACGUAGAACAGUGAGUGCUUUUCAUUUGGACUUUGCAACUCCUAGGACUUCUUGACAGUUACAUGAAACCUGUAGUUAGGGAAAGAUGUAUAGUUUUCUAUUCCUCUCUGGAUGAUCCGAUAUCUUCAAUAACUGCCGAACCAUAUCAGAUCAGGUAUGAAGAACCAAUCAAGAGUUCCGAUUUUGGUUAUUUACAUGUGGGUUAGUGACAAGGGAAGAACUGAAGUCAAAAACAAGCUAGUCAAAUGCAUUUUAUUUUUAGGGGAGGAAUGACAGACUUAAAUGUUUUAGAAUGGAGUUGUCCUUUAUAGUAAACUUAUACUGAGAGAAAAAUGGUAUUUUGUUGUAAACUCUUGAAAGCAAGUAAUUUGUUGGAUGAAUGAUUGUAUACUAUUUACAUGUGCUGCUGGUGAAAGGAUGGAGGAGGUCACAAUGUGUUUAUGGCAGCACCAUCCAAGUCCAUUCCAAAGAUGCAUUUUAAAUAAAUUUAGUACAUAUUCCAGUUUUUUUUUUUAACAGAAACAUAUUCCAGUUUAAUAACGUGUGUGUGUGUGUAUAUAUAUAUAAUUUCUUAACUGUUGUAAAUUUUUACUAUUUGCCAUUUCAAGUAAAUAAAAUAAUUUCUUUCAUAAA
Rana temporaria (common frog) is the source of this 4261-nucleotide messenger RNA. RefSeq names its product chromosome 7 C1orf112 homolog (gene FIRRM). The record is from RefSeq and is a predicted model, not a curated record. The transcript has 25 exons. Bases 366 to 3074 code for a protein of 902 amino acids. NCBI's taxonomy places the organism in Eukaryota, Metazoa, Chordata, Amphibia, Anura, Ranidae.